GUUUAUGGUUUGUUUCCUCAGUGCCGUUUUGUUUUGUGUUCAUCUCGUUUAAAGUGUGUUGGGAUAGUGUUGGGAUAGUGGGAUCCUCACUAACGGCAUCUGGAUUACACGAAUGUAACAUUUGCUCACAUGAAACAGUUAACAAGUUCUGUAUGCUGGAUGUAUUAUGAUUCAAUGUGAUUAUCUGCUAGAGUUACCUUUGAAGAGCUUUGCUCUAUUGAGAAUUUUGAUUGACAUUCGUAAAAAAAAGUGUGAAUAUAACUGUAGUAACAAGUCUCUAAUAUGCGAAACUGUGUGGAUAGCUCAGUUUAAUAGUUAAUCUAGUCAGACUAUAAACAUGGCUUUUAUAUGCCGAUUUUGCAUUGGUUAGUGUGCAAUUCAUGACUAGAGGAAUGAGUUUAGAUGUAGAUGGUUGUUUUGGGUUUGUUUUGCACAAAUGAGCAGAAGUAAGACUGAAGGACAGAGCAGCUGUAGCCGAGACCAGUUUACAGCAGACAGACUGAUAGAUGUUGUGUUUAUGUAACCUGGUCCUGGGUUCAGAAGAAGAACCGUCUCUGAUGAGAUAGAUCAGGAGAAGAAAUCAGUAUUAAAGGCCUGGUUUGAUUGAAGAGUGUGUUAGUUAUUGACUGUCAAACACUGAGAAAGACAGAAACCAAACUGUAAAGACAAUGUAAAACUAAAAUAUUUUAAACGGGACAUAUAAUGCCCCUUUUCAGAAGAUGUAAUAUAAAGAGGCUUUCGCACCGAAUAGUUUUAGGAACUCAGUUAUAGGAGCUAGCCACUACGAUAGUUCCCAGAGAACUACUUUCUCCCCCGGGCCAUGUUCCUGGUGACAUUCGCACCGGCAAUAAGAACUCUGAAGCGUCCGACAGCAGCAUCUUUACAAAUGCUAAAAACCGGUGGAUGGAGGACGCCGUGAUCGGAGCUGUGUUUGUUGUGUGUCGUGGGUUUCGUGAUAACGGAGAUGGAAUGAAAACGCAUAAUUUAUGCGACUUGGGCUAAGAGACAAAAUCUCUUACGACAACUUUCAGUAUUACAUAUCAUCGAGGCGGAGAAAAGAACAUAACCCUGCAGACAACAGAUUUACAGGUAAAACCCAAAACCAUCCCGCUUGAAGCCAACGCCUUCUCUUCUCGAUGUAAAAGCUGCGUUGAGCGACAGCAGUUACAGCGCUGUGAUAUUCUGCUGAGGGCCGAAAGGAGAGCAUGUGAUAACGCAGAGGAGCGAGACUCUUCCUCAGUGCUUGAUUCUCUCACCUGACUGAAAGUCUGUUCUCCUAGACAUCAUGUCCAUCGCACUCAAACAAGUGUUUAACAAAGACAAGACGUUCCGGCCCAAGCGCAGGUUCGAGCCGGGCACUCAGCGUUUCGAGCUGCACAAGCGGGCGCAGGCGUCACUCAACUCCGCCGUGGACCUGAAAGCGUCCGUCCAGCUGCCGCUCGGCGAGGAUAUGAACGACUGGGUGGCCGUGCACGUGGUGGACUUCUUCAACCGGAUCAACCUCAUCUAUGGGACGGUGUGCGAGUUCUGCACGGAGAAGAGCUGCCCGGUGAUGUCUGGCGGCCCGCGGUACGAGUACCGAUGGCAAGACGAGCACAAAUAUAAGAAGCCCACGCCGCUGCCUGCGCCGCAGUACAUGAACCUGCUGAUGGACUGGAUCGAGAUGCAGAUCAAUAACGAGCACAUUUUCCCCACCAGCAUCGGAAUUCCCUUCCCUAAGAACUUCAUCCAGAUCUGUAAGAAGAUCCUGUGUCGUCUCUUCCGCGUGUUUGUGCACGUCUACAUUCAUCAUUUCGAUCGGAUCCUGCUGAUGGGAGCUGAAGCUCACGUCAACACCUGCUACAAGCACUUCUACUACUUUGCCACUGAACUCAACCUGAUAGACCGCAAAGAGCUGGAGCCGCUGAAAGAAAUGAGCUCAAGAAUGUGUCUGUGAGCAGCAGACGUCUGAACGUUUCCAAACACUCACACCUGAGAGGCUUUUCUGAGGAGCUUUAAUCCCAUGAACUGGACGUUGCCGUGGAGAUGAGGUCGUCACCGGGGUGAUUCCAGAGCCUCGUGACAUCAUCACCGCAGCAGACCGAACUCUAAGGAUGAUGCUGAGAGAAACUGACAGUGAGCGCUAAUGCUGCGCUAGCAGUCGCACUGUGCUAACAGAGGUCAAGAGGUCAAAUCCAUCACUCAGUAGUGUUUCAUACAGACAUCAGCUCACACACUAUGAAGUGGGCGCCUAAAUAACUUUCUGCUGCGUGAGGUUUGGAUGAGCUGCUUUCAUUUACUGUCUCUACAACGUUUAUUUUUGCAAUGAAAUUUUGGGUUUAGAUUGACUCAGUGGAUCAUUUCAUGAAGUUGUUUUAUGUCUGAUGCAGCGACAGUAAUGAACGGGAGUUAGUGCGAACACAGAACUGAACUCAAACGCUGAAUCUGUUCAAGUCUCUGGUCAGCAUCAUGAGUUACUAAACUACUAAUACAAAUUAAGUUUACUUGAUGUGUGAGUUCCAUUUUCCAGCUCCCGUCCAUCUUGUUUGUUUGAAUCUUGUACAUCCUACCCUGUGAAUUACACAAUUAAAGCAAUAAAGAAUAUUUUGAUUGUA
Messenger RNA from Ctenopharyngodon idella (grass carp), 2594 nucleotides. Its product is annotated as MOB kinase activator 3B. Gene Ontology annotation, molecular function: protein kinase activator activity. The transcript has 5 exons. The record is from RefSeq and is a predicted model, not a curated record. Gene Ontology annotation, cellular component: cytoplasm; nucleus. The coding region runs from base 1286 to 1936 and encodes 216 amino acids. Gene Ontology annotation, biological process: signal transduction; positive regulation of protein phosphorylation. Lineage: Eukaryota; Metazoa; Chordata; Actinopteri; Cypriniformes; Xenocyprididae.